Messenger RNA from Apus apus (common swift), 1007 nucleotides. RefSeq names its product translocase of outer mitochondrial membrane 20 (gene TOMM20). Gene Ontology annotation, cellular component: mitochondrial outer membrane translocase complex; mitochondrial outer membrane. The transcript has 6 exons. Gene Ontology annotation, biological process: protein targeting; protein import into mitochondrial matrix; tRNA import into mitochondrion. The coding region runs from base 117 to 629 and encodes 170 amino acids. Gene Ontology annotation, molecular function: transmembrane protein transporter activity. The record is from RefSeq and is a predicted model, not a curated record. Lineage: Eukaryota; Metazoa; Chordata; Aves; Apodiformes; Apodidae.
GGGGCCCUUUCCGGCUGCCCGCUCGCCCCAAGGUGCCUGCGGAGCUCGGCGCCGGCCGCGCGGCGGGGCCGGGACCGGGACCGGGACCGCGGGGCCUUCCCUGGGCGCCGGGCGCCAUGAUGGUGGGCAGGACCGGCGCCAUCGCGGCGGGGCUGUGCGGGGCCCUCUUCAUCGGCUACUGCAUCUACUUCGACCGCAAGAGGCGGAGCGACCCGAAUUUCAAGAACCGGCUGCGGGAGCGAAGGAAGAAACAGAAGCUUGCCAAAGAGAGAGCAGGGCUUUCCAAGCUGCCUGAUCUGAAAGAUGCUGAAGCGGUUCAGAAGUUUUUCCUUGAGGAGAUUCAGCUUGGCGAGGAACUACUAGCUCAAGGUGAAUAUGAGAAAGGUGUUGAUCACUUGACCAAUGCCAUUGCUGUGUGUGGACAGCCACAGCAGCUACUACAAGUUCUACAGCAGACUCUUCCACCGCCAGUGUUUCAAAUGCUUCUAACUAAGCUCCCUACAAUAAGCCAGGCGAUGCUGAGCUCUUCUGAAGUAGAGACACCUGACUGCAGCUCUGCUACUAUAAACAGAUCCAGGUUUCUCAAAUACAUGAUGGGGGAGAAUUGUAAGUGCACAGUGCUUGGCUGAAGAUGAUGUUGAAUGAGGUCACACCACCACAGGGGGGGGAAAAUGUUUUCUUACCCCAGAAGAUGAGCAUCAGUAGGGGGAUAAAGGGGCAAACAUAGUAGUUAAUGGACUGUGUACCACAUCAGGUUCUACCAGAGUUAAAAUCAACUUUGUGUAGGUGGGUUUCGCAGGAUUUUAUUUAUUAUCCCAGUGAAAAGUGUAUUUUGAUAAAAAUUCAUUUUAUAAAUACACUGUGUUGAGUUAUCAAAGUAUCACUAACUUCAUGAUGAUGAAAAUAUGCAGUUGUAAUGUUGUACAUAUAAAGGCAUAAAACUACAACCUAUUAAAAGCCCAAUGCUCAUUUUUGGAAAAAGUUAUGGCAAUAAAGAUUUAUCUGCA